AUGGAACUGGCCCCCAACGCCACGCGCGACUUGCUGCGGGUCCGUUACAAUUGGAUUUGCGCCAUGGGCGACAGCACGGGAGCCGCCACCUCCACGGGGGUCUAUCCCGUUAACGUCGACGUCGCCAAGCGCGCACACAUCCAGAGCCUGGAGCAGUAUGAAGCCAUGCACAAGCGCUCGCUCGAAGACCCCGACGGCUUCUGGGGUGAACUGGCCCGCGAGAACCUGCUCUGGUUCCGAGACUUCGACGAGACGGUGGUCGGCUCCGUGAGCAAGGGCGACGUGGCCUGGUUCCUCAACGGCCUGCUCAACGUGAGCGUCAACUGCAUCGACCGCCACGUCAAGACGCACCCUGACAAGACCGCCAUCAUCUGGGAGGCGGACGAGGUCGGCCAGGGCCGCGAGAUCUCGUACACGGAGCUGCUGGAGGAGACGUGCCGCAUCGCCAACGCCAUGAAGCUCGCGGGCGUUCAGAAGGGCGACACGGUGGCCAUGUACAUGCCUAUGAUCCCCGAGACGGUCUUCGUCAUGCUGGCCUGCACGCGCAUCGGGGCCGUGCACAACAUGAUCUUCGCGGGUUUGUCGGCCGAGGCGCUACGCAGCCGCGUGGUGGACGCGCGGGCGCAGUGGGUCUUCACUGCAGACGAAGGCCGACGCGGAGGACGCACUCUACCGCUCAAGAGGACGUUGGACACGGCCAUUCAAGGCCUCGACUUCGUCCGCAACGUCUUCGUGUUCAAGCGCACGCACAACGCAGCAGUCGAGAUGCAUCCAGGGAUCGACGUGGACAUGGAGAAGGAGUUAAGUCGCCACCGUCCUUAUUGUCCCGCAGAGUCCAUGAACUCCGAGGACCUCUUGUUCAUCCUGUACACUUCCGGGUCCACGGGUACCCCCAAAGGUAUCGCCCAUACUACGGGUGGUUACUUGCUCUACGCCAUGAUGACGGCCAAGUACGCGUUCGACAUCCACGACGACGACGUGUUUGCCUGUGUGGCCGACUGCGGCUGGAUCACGGGCCACUCCUACGUCGUGUAUGGCCCGCUGGCCAACGGUAUCACCACUGUGCUGUUCGAGAGCACGCCAACGUACCCGGACCACGGCCGCUACUGGGACUUGGUGCAGCGCCACAAGGUCACGCAGUUCUACACUGCGCCCACAGCUAUUCGAGCUUUGAUGGCCCGAGGCGUUGAUAAGGUCCGAGAGUACGACCUCUCUAGCUUGAGGGUGUUGGGCAGCGUGGGCGAGCCGAUCAACCCGGAGGCGUGGAAAUGGUACUACGAAGUGGUGGGCAACCGCCAGUGCUACAUCGUGGAUACGUACUGGCAGACGGAGACUGGCGGCCACAUUGGCGUUGGCCUGCCGGGGGCGAUCCCCAUGAAGCCGAGCUCAUGCAGCAAGCCCUUCUUCGGCAUUGACUUCGUUCUGACGGACGAGAAUGGCGUUGAGAUCGAGGGGAAUGACGUCGAAGGCCAAUUGUGCAUCCGCUCGCCGUGGCCCGGAUUGGCCCGCACGGUGUACGGCGACCACAACCGGUACUUGCAGGUAUACACGUCCUCGCACAAGGGCCUGUACUUCACGGGUGAUGGCUGUCGCCGAGACAAGGACGGCUACUACUUCAUCACGGGCCGCAUCGACGACGUCUUGUGUCCUUCGGGCCACCGAAUCAGCACCACGGAGCUUGAGAGCACGCUCAUCGGACACACCGCAGUGGCCGAAGCGGCCGUGGUCGGCAUCCCGCACCGCAUCAAAGGUGAAGGUAUUUGCUGCUAUGUCACGCUCAUGGAUGGCGUCAAUCGCUCGCCAGAGCUCGAGAAGGAGCUGACCAUGGAGAUCCGCGCCAAGAUCGGGGCCUUCGCUACUCCCGACAUCUUUGUCAUGGCCCCGCACCUGCCCAAGACUCGCAGCGGGAAAAUCAUGCGCCGCAUUCUCCGCAAAAUCGCCCAAGGCGAAGAAGACUCGCUCAACGACUUGUCGACUCUCGCCGAGCCCACAGUGGUGCCGGAGCUUAUCAGUGCCAUGCGCGCAGCACUGGUGGGCAAGACGUUCUAA
This is a messenger RNA of Phytophthora sojae, 2049 nucleotides long. Its product is annotated as acetyl-CoA synthetase. Lineage: Eukaryota; Oomycota; Peronosporomycetes; Peronosporales; Peronosporaceae. The record is from RefSeq and is a predicted model, not a curated record. Gene Ontology annotation, molecular function: acetyl-CoA synthetase activity; AMP binding. The coding region runs from base 1 to 2049 and encodes 682 amino acids. The transcript has a single exon.